Malus domestica (apple) is the source of this 1224-nucleotide messenger RNA. It is a transcript of the gene WRKY11, whose product is annotated as probable WRKY transcription factor 7. Lineage: Eukaryota; Viridiplantae; Streptophyta; Magnoliopsida; Rosales; Rosaceae. Gene Ontology annotation, molecular function: sequence-specific DNA binding; DNA-binding transcription factor activity. The record is from RefSeq and is marked provisional. Gene Ontology annotation, biological process: regulation of DNA-templated transcription.
CUCUGCUUUCUCUGUUCUUCUCGCUUUUCCUUUUCCUUGUUAUGCUCGAGAGGGUCAGAUAUGGCCGUUGAUUUCAUGGGUUACAGAAACACCAUCAGUAGCAGCAGCAGCUUCUCCGCCAAGUUGGAAGAGAACGCCGUGCAGGAAGCGGCUUCCGGCCUCGAGAGCGUCGAGAAGCUUAUUCGCUUGCUGUCCCAGGCACAGCAGAACCAGCACCAAGGGAAAUAUCCGUCGACGGCUAUGGACAUGGACUGCAGAGCCGUCGCGGACGUCGCUGUUUCCAAGUUCAAGAAGGUCAUUUCUCUUCUUGGUCGGACCCGGACCGGCCACGCCCGGUUCCGGCGAGCCCCUUUGACUUUGAGUUCCGGAUCGUCUUCUCAAACCCAAAACCAGAGCCAAGAGAUCCUCGUCAAGCAUGUUCCGUUACCGUUAGAGUCCACUAAGGUUUACCAUGCGACGCCGAUCCAGCAGAUCCCGCCACCUCACCACCACCACAGUACGGUGCUUGAGAGCACUAAGGACUCAUCUACCACUAUAAAUUUCUCAUAUCCAACUACGACGUCGUUUAUAUCGUCGUUGACCGGAGACUCCGAUAGCAAGCAGCCAAUGUCGUCAUCGUCUUUUCAAAUUACCAAUUUGUCCCAGGUUUCCUCGGCCGGAAAGCCGCCGCUUUCCUCCGCCUCGUUGAAGCGGAAGUGCAGCUCCGAGAACUUGGGGUCUGGGAAGUGCGGUGCUGGGUCCUCCGGCCGCUGCCAUUGCAAGAAGAGAAAGCUGAGACAGAAGAGGAUCGUGAGAGUUCCGGCUAUAAGCUUGAAGUUGGCCGAUAUCCCACCUGACGAUUACUCCUGGAGAAAGUACGGACAAAAACCCAUCAAAGGAUCUCCACAUCCAAGGGGAUACUACAAAUGCAGCAGUGUAAGAGGAUGCCCGGCUCGAAAACACGUAGAGAGAGCUCUGGACGAUGCGGCAAUGCUAGUGGUUACCUACGAAGGCGAGCACAAUCACUCUCUCUCCGUUGCAGAGACCUCCAAUCUUAUUCUAGAAUCUUCUUAGAUCAUCAAAAUUGAAGCUUUUGUGUUUCAGUUUCUUUUUUCUUCUUUUAUGGAGGGAAAUUAAUGGUAGCAGGCAGUACUGGUAGUGGUAGUGGUGGUAGUUUUUACAGUUCCGACUCGGUUUGACUCGGUUGGUCUCAGUUCCAUCUCGAAGGAGAUGAUGAGUUGAGUC